AUGGAACUAAAAAUAAAAACCCACCUAUCACUCCUCCUCCUCCUCUCCGUGGUCAUCGCCUGCGCAGCCCCAAUCCAGAGUCCGAUUUCGACCCUCCACACCCGCCAGGAACCAGGAGGAGAAGCAGAACCAGGAGCAGAAACAGAAGCAGAAGCAGAAGCAGAAGACCUGGACUCGCUGCUGCCGUCGCCGUUGGAUUCACCAUUGGACUUAUCGUUGCCUCCGUUGCCUAAGCCCGAGCCGCUAGACGUCGAUAGCAUGCUUGCGAAUUCGCCGCUUAGCGACUUUUAUAAGAUAAUCAAGGAGGAGGUUAAAGUUGAUUUGCCAAGUAUGAGGCAUAAGAAUCGGCCUAUAUGA
Messenger RNA from Aspergillus novofumigatus IBT 16806, 357 nucleotides. RefSeq lists its product as uncharacterized. Bases 1 to 357 code for a protein of 118 amino acids. The record is from RefSeq and is a predicted model, not a curated record. Lineage: Eukaryota; Fungi; Ascomycota; Eurotiomycetes; Eurotiales; Aspergillaceae. The transcript has 2 exons.